AUGUUGCGAUCUACGUUAUUGGUUGUGGCCCUAGGAGCCAUUGUGGCUCUUAGCAGUGCAAGCGGAAUUGCUUAUGAUGGUUACAAAAUCUUCGAAGUUGUUCCCCAAACCCAAGAACAACUGGACUUCUUGUUUGACAUCUCGAAAUAUGAAGAGUUCUAUGAUUUCCUGGCUCUGAAGAAAAUUCCCAAUCAUGUAGCCCGUGUUAUGGUCAACCCCAAUGAAGAGGAGAAUUUCCUGACAUCUUUGGACUCGCUGAAUUUAUCAUACCGCGUGCUCAAUGAAAACGUGGGCAAGACCAUUGAGCGUGAAUUCCAAUUGAGCAAACUAAAGCGCAAUUUGGCUCCAUUCAGUGGCAAGGGCCGCUUGAGCACCGAACGUUAUUAUUCUCAUGCUGAAAUCAAUGCCUAUAUUGAGGAUUUGGCCGAACGUUAUCCUGAACGUGUUGUUGUACAACAAGUUGGAAAAUCCUAUGAGGGACGUGACAUGAAAACCAUAACCAUUACCAAUGGUGAUGGCCGUAAAAUGAAGAAUGUCAUCUUCAUGGAUGGCGGUUUCCACGCCCGUGAAUGGAUUUCACCAGCCGCCGUUCUCUAUGUCAUCGAACAAUUGGUUGAAAAUUUCGAAGAGAAUGCUGAACUACUUGCCGAUUAUGAUUGGGUUAUUUUGCCCAUGGUCAAUCCAGAUGGUUAUGAGCAUACCCAGACGGGAACAUUGGCACGUAUGUGGCGUAAGACCCGUCAACCCUAUACAUUUGCGGGUAAAACUUGUUAUGGUGCUGAUCCAAAUCGUAACUUUGGUUUCCAUUGGAAUGAAGAGGGUGCAUCGAAUAAUCCCUGUGUUGAUACCUAUGCUGGACCUAAAGCUUUCUCGGAGAAUGAAACUAUUAUUGUGCGUGAUUUAAUGCAUUCGUUGAGGGGACGUGGUGUCAUGUAUUUGACCAUUCACUCAUAUGGCAAUUAUUUGCUGUAUCCUUGGGGAUGGACUUCUGAUUUACCCGACACCUGGCCCGAUUUGGAUGAAGUGGCUCGUGCUGGUGGUGAUGCCAUCUACGAGGCUACCGGUACUGUUUAUAGUGUUGGUUCUGCCACCAAUGUUUUGUAUAUUGCCGCUGGUGCUAGUGAUGAUUAUGCUUUCUAUGCUGGUUUCCCCAUUUCCAUUACCAUGGAAUUACCAGGAGGUGGUCUUACCGGUUUCGAUCCUCCAGCCUCGAAAAUUGAUCCAUAUGUCAAGGAGACUUGGAUUGGUAUUCGUGCCAUGGCUAAAAAAGUUGUUGAGAAAUAUCCCACCGAAAGGCCUGAUUUUUUGUAAA
Musca vetustissima is the source of this 1312-nucleotide messenger RNA. RefSeq names its product carboxypeptidase B1-like. Gene Ontology annotation, molecular function: zinc ion binding; metallocarboxypeptidase activity. Lineage: Eukaryota; Metazoa; Arthropoda; Insecta; Diptera; Muscidae. The transcript is spliced from 3 exons. Gene Ontology annotation, biological process: proteolysis. The coding region runs from base 1 to 1311 and encodes 436 amino acids. The record is from RefSeq and is a predicted model, not a curated record.